UUUCUUGUCCUCACCGAGAUUUAGCAAUUUUCCCCAAACACGAGUGUGCAAGAUGCAAAGUGUAAUCGUUAAACGUACCCGUAGCCACUGAAUUACAACUAAUGCACCGCAAAGGAACGUUCCUCUACACUACAAGGCUUCCUAGCGAAUAAAAAAAAUAUGUCGGGAAUUAAACGGAAAAUAGAAGAUGGUGAUCCCGACUAUGAAGACAUUGCACUCGUCCAAAAUAGUAAACGAAACAAAGCUGCGGAGUUAAGUGCUCGAGAUGCAACAGUCCAGAAGAUAGAAGCCAUCAUCACUGAGCAGUUUUCUUUGGAGAUGAAGAACAAAGAGCAUGAAAUAGAUAUUAUUAGUCAGCGACUCAAUGAAGCCCGAAGAAUGAUGGACAAGUUGAGAGCGUGCAUAGUGGCCAAUUUCUAUGCCAACGCUGGCAUGACAAAGCUCCAGGAGAGCUCUAAGAGUGACCCCGCAGUGCUAAACCAUCCAGCCAUCCGCAGAUUCUUAGAGUCUCCGUCUCGUUCCUCCUCCCCUCUCAACCAGGGCUCAGAGACUCCUUCACUGGCCCAGUCUGAGUCAGAGUCCCUUUCGCAGCAUGGAGAUGCUACUGACAAGGAUGCAGAGGGAGUGUGGAGAGAGGACAGCAGUCGGUCUGAACGGAGACCUGGUCGCAACACUGGGAAGGAUACAUUUGGUGUGCCAACGGUGGUUGGAAAUGAGCAGAAGUUGACCUAUAACACCACUGGAGAUGAGGCAUCCAGACUCUAUGCAAAGAAGACGAUCGUCGUGGGAAAUGUUUCCAAAUACAUUCCUCCCGAUAAGCGGGAGGAGAACGACCAGUCGACUCACAAGUGGAUGGUGUACGUCAGGGGCUCCAGGAAGGAGCCCAGCAUCGACCAUUUUGUCAAGAAAGUCUGGUUCUUCUUGCACCCUAGCUACAAACCUAAUGACCUGGUGGAAGUCAGCGAGCCUCCAUUUCAUUUAACCCGUCGCGGAUGGGGUGAGUUUCCUGUAAGGAUCCAGAUCCAUUUUAAAGACCCUCGCAACAAACGUAUCGACAUCAUCCAUCAGCUGAAGCUUGACCGAACUUACACCGGGCUGCAAACACUGGGUGCAGAGACAGUGGUGGACGUGGAGCUUCAAAGGAAUUCUCUUGGCGAGGAAUACAUCUUGCAGUCAUCUUCUUCCAAGGUGACUCACAGAGCGAACAGCCCAUUGACGGCCACCUCGACCUCGCAGCCUUGCGGUCACUCCAGUUCGCCCAUCUCGUAUGAUUUCACUUUCGACAAAGCUUUGCUCAAAGCGGACACAGGUAGGUCAGCAGGAAGUCACGGCUCAGGCCUCACUGCGGGCGAACGCACACCGACACGACCCAAAGCCAGUGAUAGGAUCACUCUGGGUUCCCAUGGAAACUCAGCCUUCCAGCCCAUUACAGCAAGCUGCAAGAUUGUUCCCCAAGGACAGCCGCCUAGCCCCGCUGAGUCUCCUGGGAAGUCGUUCCAACCAAUAACAAUGAGCUGCAAAAUUGUCUCAGGUUCUCCCAUCUCUACACCAAGCCACUCACCGCUGCCUCGCACACCAACCUCCGCCACCCCUGUCCACAGCAAACACAGUUCAUCCUCGGUGCUCAACAACCCUUACGUCAUCGUGGACAAGCCGGGCCAAGUGACUGGUGUGGCGCCCUCAUCGGCCGCCUCCGCAGGAAGCCCCUCGGCAAAGCAGUCUGCUGCUCAGGGAACCCGCUCUCCAGCCCCUAAAGUCCACACAGGAACAUUCCUCUCAUCUGGAAUGAAAGUUAUCAUCAAGCAGGAGCCAGGUGAAGUUUCAACACAGCAGCAGCAGCAGAUGGCUUCCACGGUAACCACCCAACAGCAAUCAGCUGGUACAGCGUCACAUCAGUUUGUCUCAGUCAAAGGAGGACACAUGAUCUCCAUGUCUGCCCAGAAGCAGGGUGGAGGGGGCUCAGGAACCACAACAAACAAGAUGUUAGGUAUUCCCGUGAGUUCAACGCUCCAGUCUGCUGUGAAACAGGUGGCCAUCAGCAGCGGGCAGAUUCUGGUCGCCAAAGGCAACCCCUCUGUCUCUAAGGUGGUGGGAGGAAAGCAGGUUUUGGCUCAGGGGGUAGCAAAAGCCAUUGUCAGCGGAGCUAGCGGCAUCUCGGGUCAGCAGGCGACAGCCAAGGCAGGUGGGGGUUCGAGUGGCAAAACUGGAGUGAUGGCUACUCUUCAACUGCCUGCCAACAAUCUGGCUAAUCUGGCCAAUUUGCCUCCGGGCACCAAGCUCUACCUGACCACCAACAGCAAGAACCCCUCAGGGAAGGGCAAGCUGCUUCUCAUCCCACAGGGAGCCAUCCUCCGAGCCUCCGGUGCAGGUCAGCAGUCUCAGAGCAGCUCAUCAGCAGGCGCAGGGGGCACUCAAACUUCCUCCUCCUCAUCAUCCAGUAGUUUGCCUUCCAACCUCUCCUACACAUCCUACAUCCUUAAACAGACCCCUCAGGGCACGUUUCUUGUGGGCCAGCCAUCACAGGGUUCAGGGAAGCAGGGGCAUUCAGGUGUGGCAGCACAUGCACAUACGUCAUCUCCAGCGACUGCUCCUCAGCAGGGCAUCCGGGUCACAGCGGGACAGAAGGCUGCCAUUUUGGCUCAGAUGGUUGGCAGCUCCCAUGGGGCUCAAGUGAAGUUGUCAGAUGGCUAUGUGAAGACGGUGACAGCAGCAGGCCACGUUUCCAAGCCGGGGAUGACCACAUUGAGAAUGACAGGCGGCGUCAUCACUGCCGCAAGCUCCACCCCCAGCUCAGUCAGCGCUUUGGCAGCUGCCAACCAGCAGCAGGCUUCUGAUGGUGGGAAGUCUGCCUCGCAGCACCACUCCCUCCUGAUGGCAGCCAAUCAAGCAGCAGUGAUCAGUGUGGCUAAGAGCGCCAGCGCCGCAGGAGGUGGCGGCUUGUCGAAGACUGCCGUGGCCACCUUGGUCAAAGGGGCAGCAAACUCUGCUGCAAUGACCAAAUGUGCUGUUGGUUCAGCCGGGGCUCCGGUAACCGUUGCCAAGGGCAUGGCCAGCAUGCCUGUUGUCAGCAUGGCCAAGGGUGUGGGUGCUAUGGUGUCCAAAAACGCUAGUACGUCAUUGGUCACGGCAGCAUCGCUGGUCAGUGGGAUGGCGGCGGGAGGAGGAAAGACUGCUUCAACUCUUUCAGGCAUGCUGAAAAUCCACUCUGGCGGUGCCAACUCACAGCAGACAGUCUUGACUAUCCCUGCUAACCAGUUAAAGCAGUUGGGGGUGACCAGUGGGUCAGCAGCGAUGGAGACCAUACUUAUGCCUGUUGGUAAAGUGAAGACGGAGCCAUGUGCUGGCACAGCUGUCACAGCCGGUCCAUCACCCCCGGCAACGGCCCCCAUCUCCACAUCUGUCCACAUUCCGUCUCCACAUACCACGGUCAAGCAGGAGCAAGGCACCGAUCAUUCUACGCAUGACCUCAUCAACACGGAACACAUAGAGACCAUGAUGCAGCUGAUGACAGCUGUGGUGAAGAAGUUCCCUCUCAUUGUGCCAGAUAAGUCUGAAGACUCGCAUCCAUUCUGUGCCUCUUCAACAGAACAGUAUUAUUCUUGGAAUAUUGGAAAACGCAGGGCAUCAGAGCUUCAGCGAGCAGUGGUCGUUAAGCGGACCAUCCAGAACGUGUUGGAUCACUCGCCUCGCCUCCAAGCUCUAACGCCCCCAAAGACCAGAGAGGUGGUGCAGUGGUGUCGGCAGAGGGGCUACACCCCUCCUGACCCAGAACCCCUGCACAAGAAUGACGAUGAGUCCAUCGAGGACAUCCUCACGCAGAUUGACAGCGAGCCAGAGUGUCCCACCACGCUGACCAGCAGUGACGAGCUGGUGCUACGGCUGGAGCAGAUGCAAGAUCUGCUGAAGACCGAACCGGAGGAGGCCGACGACGAGAUCGUGGACAUUAUCACCGUGAUGCCACCGUGCCAGAAACUCAAGGUCAAGGAGGAGGAACAAGAGGCCGACACUGAGCCCAAGUUCUUCUUGGUGCCUUGCAUGGCGGCCCAGUUUGUCAGUGAAACAGCCGAGCAGAUUGGGAUCACCUUCCAGCCUGCGGAGGUGGAGAAGAACCUUUUUGCUCCGGUGAUUGAAGACAUGAUAUUGAAGGCAACAGAGCAGUUGGCCAGCGACAUCCUGAGAGAAGCUCUGGCUGCCGCCUUUGCCAAAUCCCCUCAGAACAGGGCUCCAAGAGAGAUCACGGCCAUGAACGUUCACCAAGCCAUUUGUAGCAUCCCAACCUGUGACUUCCUCACCAACUCGCACAUGGGUUACCUAAUUAAGGACAACUGAAGCCGGACAAAGCUGACACGUCCCUAACCUUGAUGACGAGCUGGAAGUCUCCCGGAUCCACAUUCCCACCAGAAAGGUCCUCUCGCUUAAUGAUCUCAUUGACUUGAUCACUUAAAGGGCUCACCACCUUGCUGCUCCUAGACGCCACAGCAAGUGGCUCUUUUGUUUUGAUUUCCACAGAUAGUUGCACUCUCGCUUACCUCAUAAGUAGAUAUUUCUUUUUAUUUAUUUUUUAUUUUUUGAACGAAAAUGUUUCCUGUCACACAGCCUGCUAGUUAAUCACAAAAAGGAAGCCUGGGCCAAAUCAACCAUAGACUGACACUUCUUUAUGUAUUCCAAUUUUUCUUAUUCAACUCUGUAGUUCAUGCCCCCCUUAAGCAAAUCUACUGUUGCCAUGGUAACUAAGGAUCUGCCAUGAUGAGCAUCCUUUCAUGUAGUACUGUAUGUAGUACUGUGUUACCCUGCGGGGGUAAUAAUGGUCAUGCAAUUGUGCUGGUUUUAUUCACGUGCCGCGUUCAAAACCUUUUAAUUCACACUAUGAUCGCAUAAAUUGGUAAAGGUUCAUAAUGUUGACAUAAUUUUUAUUACAGUAUGUGUUCUAGUCACCAGUCUCAGUAUUUAUCUGUCAAGUUGAACAACUCAUGUUAUCAUGUACACUCUUUAUGUGAUCAAUGUGAAGUACAACCCCAAUUCCAAUGAAGUUGGGUCGUGCUAAACUUAAAUAAAAACAAUACAAUGAUUUGCAAAUCAUGUUCUACCUAUAUUUACUUGAGUACACUACAAAGACAAGAUAUUUCAUGUUCAAACUGAUCAACUUUAUUGUUUUUAGCAAAUAAUCAUGAACUUAGAAUUUUAUGGCUGCAACACGUUCCAAAAAAGCUGGGGCAGGGUCAUGUUUACCACUGUGUUACAUCACCUUUUCUUUUAACAACAUUCAAUAAACGUUUGGGAACUGAGGACACUAAUUGUUGAAGCUUUGUAUGUGGAAUUAUUUCCCACUCUUGCUUGAUGUACAGCUUCAGCUGUUCAACACUCCGCGGUCUCGGUUGUCGUAUUUUACGCUUCAUAAUGUGCCACACAUUUUCAACGGGAGACAGGUCUGGACUGCAGGCAGGCCAGUCUAGUACCCGCACUCUUUUACUACGAAGCCAUGCUGUUGUAACGUGCAGAAUUUGGUUUGGCAUUGCAUUGCUGAAAUAAGCAAGGGCGUCCAUGAAAAAGACGUUGCUUGGAUGGCAGCGUAUGUUUUUCCAAAACCUGUAUGUAGCCGUGGCCCAAUGGUUAAGAUCAUCGCCCGCCACCGUGGGGCACCAAAGACCCCGACUGGACCAUCCGCCAACAUCCCCCGGACUCAAUGCUGUGGUGUCCUUGAGCAAGACACUGAUACCCCGAAAUGCUCCCCGGAUUCUUCAGCUGCCCCCUGCUCCAGUGUGUUCCACUAACGUGUAUGUGUUCACUGUGAUGGGUAAAAUGCAGAGAAAUAAAAUUUUGUGUGCAUGCAUGCAUGGUCAUGACAAUAAAAGGUGAUUCUUCUUACUGACAUUGGUUUUCUGAAGUGUUCCUGAGCCCAUGUGGUGACAUCCUUUACACAUUGAUGUCGGUUUUUGAUGCAGUGCCGCCUGAGGCAUCGAAGGUCACAGGCAUUCAAUGUUGGUUUUCGGCCUUUCCACUUGCAUGCAGUGAUUUCUCCAGAUUCUCUGAACCUUUUGAUGAUGAUAUGGACCGUAGAUGAUGAAAUCCCUAAAUUCCUUGCAAUUGUACGUUGAGGAACAUUCUACUUAAACUGUUCGACUAUUUUCUCACGCACUUGUUCACAAAGAGGUGAACCUCGCCCCAUCUUUGCUUGUGAAUGACUGAGCAAUUCAGGGAAGCUCCUGUUUAGCCUGUUCACCUGUAGGAUGUUCCAAACGGGUGUUUGAUGAGCAUUCCUAAAUUUUCUCAGUCUUUUUUGUCACCUGUCCCAUCUUUUUUGGAACGUGUUGCAGCCGUAAAAUUCAAAGCUAAUGAUUAUUUGCUAUAAACAAUCAAGUUUGUCAGUUUGAACAUUAAAUAUCUUGUAUUUGUAGUGUAUUCAAUUAAAUAUAGGUUGAACAUGAUUUGUAAAUCAUUGUAUUCUGUUUUUAUUUAUGUUUAACACAACGUCCCAACUUCAUUGGAAUUGGGGUUGUAGAAGCUGUUUGCAAGUCUGUUUUAUAUUUUUAUCCAAGAUCAUAACAUGACAAAAGCGUGUUUGUGCGCCCGUGUGUAAUUGUGGUUUUUGGAUGUGUAAUCAGCCGAUACUGUGUUGGUAAUGGCUUUUAGUGUACAACUUUUGCAUUUUGUUUGUGUGUAAUACUGACCAAGUGUUGGUCUGAGUGGAUGUUGAGGCUAUUGAACCAAACGAGUGUAGACAAUACCCCCAACGUUGUAUUUUCAUGUUUCAGUGAAAACCAAAAAUAUUAUCAAUAUUCUUGUAAUAAACAACAAAAAAGCUCUA
Phycodurus eques (leafy seadragon) is the source of this 6805-nucleotide messenger RNA. RefSeq names its product YEATS domain containing 2 (gene yeats2). The coding region runs from base 160 to 4329 and encodes 1389 amino acids. Gene Ontology annotation, cellular component: NuA4 histone acetyltransferase complex. Gene Ontology annotation, molecular function: histone binding. The transcript has 29 exons. NCBI's taxonomy places the organism in Eukaryota, Metazoa, Chordata, Actinopteri, Syngnathiformes, Syngnathidae. Gene Ontology annotation, biological process: chromatin remodeling; regulation of transcription by RNA polymerase II. The record is from RefSeq and is a predicted model, not a curated record.